UUUGUUAACGUAAUAAACCUACAAAUUAGCUGAUACAAUAAAAACAAAAAUUUGAGAUAAUCUUAAGAAUGUCCUAACAAACGACACAUCUAGCUCAAGAUCUUCAAAGUCCACCUAAGGAUUUGUUUAUUUCGGCCUCAAAAGAUGAUGCUGCAUCGGUCAACGUUCACGAUUCAGUUGUCCACAACUAGAAGUCAUCAAAUUGAAAAUUUUAGAUCCAAGGUUUUGUUAGAGAUCAUCUAUCUUUCUCUCUCUCUCUCUCUGAUUCUUUUGCAAUACCUUUGAACAGAUUUUGAUCAAAACUUGAGAUUCCCAGUCCACAAAACAACCCAAAAAAUCAAAACCCAUGGAGGAAUCCAACAUAGAAAAGAACCCAAGUAAUGGAUUUUUGGGUUUGAUGUUGGGGCCAGUGCAAUGGUUCAAAAUGCUUAGUGAAGAGUUGCACUGGAGCUUUGUUUUAGGAGUGGUGACUGUUUAUGGAAUUAGUCAAGGAGUUGGUGUGGGUUUGAGCAAAGUUAGUACUCAGUAUUACAUGAAAGAUGAGCAAAAAGUGCAACCUUCUGAAGCACAGGUGUACCUUGGGUUGCUUCAAAUCCCUUGGAUUGUUAAGCCUUUAUGGGGUCUUUUUACUGAUACCCUUCCUGUUCUUGGUUACCGUAGACGCCCUUAUUUUGUUUUUGCAGGAGCUCUUUCCAUUAUAGCAAUGCUUAUGCUGUCAGUGCAGAAAAACUUGCAUCUUGCAUUUGCUCUGCUGUCUCUAAUGGCAGGAAGUGCCGGUGUAGCUAUAGCUGAUGUGACCAUUGAUGCUUGCGUGACACAAAACAGCAUAAGUCAUCCUUCUCUAGCUGGUGAUAUGCAAAGCUUGUGUGGAAUCAGCUCUUCCGUUGGGGCCCUUGUUGGAUUCACUCUCAGUGGCUUUUUGGUUCAUAUAGUUGGUCCGAAGGGUGUUUUUGGGUUGCUCAGUAUACCAGCAGGCCUGGUCAUUGUGGUAGGAAUAAUUCUGAGAGAAUCUCAUGGGCAUAGAUUUGCUUCCAAAAGGGUAAAUGAGAAGUUCUUGGAUGCUGUUAAGGCAAUGUGGACGACACUUAAAUGUCGGGAUGUAUGGAGGCCAUGUUUAUAUAUGUACUUGUCACUUACAAUGAGCUUACAUAUUCAUGAAGGAAUGUUCUAUUGGUAUACAGAUGCAAAAGGAGGUCCAUCUUUCUCAAAGGAGGUUGUUGGGACCAUAUUCUCAGUGGGCGCAGUUGGUUCUCUCUGUGGUGUGCUUAUCUACCAAAAUUUGUUAAAGGACCAUCCUUUCCGGAACAUACUUUUCUGGUCUCAGUUACUAUAUGGUGCAUCAGGAUUGCUAGAUUUGGUAUUAGUCUUGCGUUUGAACUUGAGAAUUGGUUUACCUGAUUACUUCUUUAUUGUGAUUGAUGAAGCCGUUUCUCGAAUGAUUGGACGCAUUAAAUGGAUGCCUCUUCUUGUACUCAGCUCCAAACUUUGCCCAGCUGGUAUAGAGGGCACUUUCUUUGCUCUGCUUAUGUCAAUUGAUCAUGUUGGUAUGCUUUCAUCAACUUGGGCAGGAGGUCUCUUACUCCAUAUUUUGAAGGUUACACGAAUACAAUUUGACAAUCUCUGGAUGGCCAUCCUGAUCCGGAGCAUCUUGCGAAUGGUUCCCAUCAGUCUGCUAUUUCUGAUACCGAAAGCCGAUCCCACCUCAUCCAUCCUUCCAGCAGAGAUGUUGAAUACGAAAAAAGGUGAUGAUAUGCUUAAAAAUGAAAACCUUGAAAUGGUCUCCCUUGUUAAUGAUUCUUAAACUAGAAGGUAAAAAGGGCAUCUAGGACACUGCUUGUCUUUUCAUGAGAGAUAAUAAAGUGAAAAGAGGCCAUCCAUGCCCAUGCAAUUAGAUAUUCCUGUUGAUGCAUUUACGAGAUAAUGUCAGGAACUAUCAUCCAGUAGCUGAAAAGCGGUUGCACAAAUUUGAUCAUCCCUGGAAUUAACUAUUUUCAGAAACGUGUCUGGAUAUGACUUAGACAUGAUUUCUUUCUACUACUAACAGUCAGCAGAAUAGAGUGGCUUGGUCAACCUUAUGGACAUUUCCUACUAUCCGAGGAUCAAGCAGUCAAUUUUGUGUAUAUCACUGCAAUAUUUCUGGUAGGCAUUGCUUUAGAUUACAGAUAAGAUAAAGCUCUGUAAUCAAGUUGAAGUAGAAGCACAAAUAUUUUUGGACCUUAUUGAAGAGAUAAUUCUAACAUGGGAAAUUUCUACAAAUGCCCAUUUGUCUGUCUUUUAUUUGGAUAAGUUUUACAGAUACUAAUGUAUCAUCUUUUAUUUUUCGGGAAAAUCCAUUAAUAUUGUUGGGAUA
Ricinus communis (castor bean) is the source of this 2350-nucleotide messenger RNA. RefSeq names its product probable folate-biopterin transporter 3. The record is from RefSeq and is a predicted model, not a curated record. NCBI's taxonomy places the organism in Eukaryota, Viridiplantae, Streptophyta, Magnoliopsida, Malpighiales, Euphorbiaceae. Gene Ontology annotation, cellular component: membrane. The transcript has 5 exons. Bases 347 to 1801 code for a protein of 484 amino acids.